UGAUAUGUUCUUUACAUUGUGUAACAAGUAACAACAGUAGUUACCAAUUUUUAUCCAUUUUCCCGCGACAAAACCCUCACCUUCUUCUUCUUCUCUCUCUUCUCUGUAAAUCGGAGUGAUCUUCAAUGGUGGAGAGAAGAAAACCAUUGUUGCUUGCUUCCACAAAAGCUUUACUCAACUCCAUUCUUCAAACUCCAAACAACAACACCCUACCACCUCCUAAAAUUGACGCUAAUACCCUCGCUUCUUCUGAUGCUCCAUUACCAUUUCUUCAGCUUCAAGCUGGAAUUCUUCAAUUUCCGAAGGACAAAAACGGAAUUCCAUCCAGAAUUUCUUCUCUUGACCAUUCUUCUCUCGUCGGUCUCUCCACUUCCGACCUUAAACGCCUUGCCAUCACUUCAGGCUCUCUGGUAAUUAUCAAGAAUUAUGAGACCAAUGCUCAAAGAGUUGGGCAAGUUGUAGUUCUAGAUCCGCCUCUUUCCAAAGAUGAGCUUUUGCCUGAUAUAGGAGCAGGUUCUUGUGCCUCUGAGAUGAUGCUUAUUUUUCCAUCAUUGACUUUCCACCAAAACUAUGUCCAGCCGUUGAGCCAAAAUGUAGCCUAUAUCUCUCCUCUUUUAGCAUUUAAUGUGGACCUACAUACAUCAUGCUUCACAUCUCUUCUACGGCAUGGAAAAGAGUCUCUAGCAUCAAUAUUUGAUAUCGACGAGUGUCUAGAUAAAAGUGGACGAGGGGUCAAGGAUUGCAUUGUGAAUUUGAGGUUGGAGCCUUACCCUCAUGUACCACGUUGCGCGUCCCAUUUAAGAAUCUCCUUUUUGAAGAUACCCGAGUGUGGUACCAUGGAGUCUCUUAGAGAAAAAUCCUCCAUUGAAGCUAUGGAUCGUCAAGAAAUGAUUGAUUUGGCACUACAGGAAUAUUUUGAUAUUGAUAGAUAUCUUGCUAAAGAUGAUGUUUUCAGAAUCCAAAUUGACUGGAACUGCAAUUCAAUCCUGUGUGUCGGUUGUAGCCUGAGAAAGAAGAAUGAGCAAGGUGAUAUUAUUUACUUUAAGGUUGUUGCCUUGGAUCCUCCAGAGGAACCUAUUCUUCGUGUCAACCGUAAACAAACUGCCCUUGUUCUUGGUGGAAGUGCUGCUGCUGCUUUUCCCCCAGAUUUGCUGAUCUCUGAGCCUAUUAGUAUUGCUCCAUUACAGAGAGAUACAAUAAAGGCCCUGGGAUGCAUUCUUACCCCACCUCUAUGUCCUUCCGUACUUUCUUCGAAAUUCAGUGUUUCUGUGCUUUUGCAUGGCUUGGCAGAACCUUUAUUGCACAAACAAAUGUGUUCAAGUACAGAAACAUGCUGUAAUUUACCUUCAUAUCCAAGGACUCGAUCUGGGAAGAGGACUGUUGUCAGAUAUGUUGCUCGUCGACUUGGUCUGCAUGUAGUAGAGUACAGCUGUAAUAAUUUAAUGGAAGGGUCUGAUAAGAACAUGUCUUCACUGCUAACUCAGGCCUUCAGUACAACUCAUAGCUACUCUCCAGCCAUAUUGUUAUUGCGGCAUUUUGACGUCCUUCGAAAUUGGGCUUCCAACGAGGGUUCUCAAUCUGAUCACACUGGUAUGAUUUCUGAGGUUGCAUCUGUUAUAAGGAAAUUCACACAGCCGGUUGACAUGGCAGAAGAUAUUUCUUCAGAGGAAAGAUUGAGUCUUGGUCCAAAGCUGAAGAGUGCUGGAAGGAUAAGGUGGCCUCAUGUUUUGUUAGUUGCAGCAACUGAGAGUACUGAAGGUCUGCCGUCUGCUAUUAGACGUUGCUUUAGUCACGAGCUCAAUCUGGAUCCUUUAACUGAAGAAGAAAGAGCUAAAAUGAUUACCAAGUCAUUGCAGAAUAUUACUGAAAUCUCUGCUGAUGAUGACUUGGAGCUUGUUGUGAAGGAUGUAGUUGCUCAGACAUCAGGAUUCACACCCAGGGAUUUACGUUCACUAAUUGCUGAUGCUGGUGCGAAUGUGAUUCCCAAGGAUGUUUUUCUAACUGAUCCUGGAAAGACAAUAGAGGAUAAUUCUCUUAGACAUGAGCGCAUGCAGUCUACACCUGUUGAAGAGAUUAUUCAGCAACCUAGAAAAGAAGAUUUGUCAAAAGCAUUGGAGCGCUCAAAGAGGAGGAAUGCAUCUGCACUAGGUGCACCUAAGGUUCCGAAUGUUAAAUGGGAGGACGUUGGUGGACUUGAAGACGUGAAGAAAGCAAUUCUGGAUACUGUCCAGCUACCUCUUCUACACAAGGAUUUGUUUUCAUCUGGGUUGCGUAAACGUUCAGGGGUUCUUCUUUAUGGUCCUCCAGGCACAGGAAAGACUCUAUUGGCAAAAGCCGUGGCGACAGAAUGCUCUCUGAAUUUUCUAAGUGUAAAAGGACCUGAACUGAUCAAUAUGUACAUAGGGGAGUCUGAGAAAAAUGUGCGAGACAUAUUUCAAAAGGCUAGAUCAGCACGUCCAUGUGUCAUCUUUUUUGACGAACUUGAUUCACUGGCCCCAGCUCGGGGUGCUUCAGGUGAUUCUGGGGGCGUUAUGGACAGAGUUGUUUCUCAGAUGCUUGCUGAAAUUGAUGGCCUCAGUGAUUCUACCCAGGACUUGUUUGUAAUUGGGGCAAGCAAUCGCCCUGAUCUUAUUGACCCAGCACUCCUGCGACCUGGUCGAUUUGACAAGCUCCUCUAUGUUGGGGUUAAUUCUGAUCCAUCUUAUAGAGAGCGAGUCCUUAAAGCACUCACCCGGAAGUUUAAACUGCAUGAAGAUGUAUCGCUUUACUUUAUUGCGAAAAGAUGCCCGCCGAAUUUUACUGGCGCAGAUAUGUAUGCCUUGUGUGCAGAUGCUUGGUUUCACGCUGCAAAACGGCAGGUCUUAAGUUCGGCAUCAGAUUCAUCCAGUAAUGAUGGCAAUGUCGACACGAUUGUUGUGGAAUAUGAUGAUUUUAUUAAGGUCUUGGAAGAGCUAAAUCCAUCUCUCUCCCUAACAGAGCUCAGGAAAUAUGAGAUGCUGCGGGAUCAAUUUGGAGGAGGUUCAAACUGAACUCCUUGGUAAAAUUUUCAGAUUGCUCAUACAAUUUAACCUCAGAUAAAGGAUACGAUUCUUUUUUUUUGGAUGAGAUGAUUAAGGAUAUUUCAAGUGAAAAUUUAUGUGACUUACUGGCUGUUGGAUUCAUACUGUUAUCGGCUUUUGUAUACUUUUUAUCUGACGCACAAGUAAUGUGUUUUUGGAGUGUGAUACCAUAUUUGGGCGAAUAUGUGCAAGUGAUCAAAUGAAGUAAAUUCGUGGAGAAAUAAUGUAAUUUUGGUAACACAUGGGCAGACUAUAACACAGAUUCUCAGGCAAGAUGCAAAGCCUGACCAGCAACACGCGUUGUGCUUCCCAAAGCUAGACCGUGCAUCUUUGAGUACUUUAAACGGAGCCCCUAUGCUUGCACAUACAUUAUAUAAGUGUGUUUGUGUUCGGUUUUUGUACAUCAAUGUCUUAUUGAGAAGAUACUGACGCUCCUGGACUAGGUUACAGAUGAUCAUGGAUGAAACUGGAAGUCUACUUUCUGAUAUGAAGUUAUGUUGCUUGUAUUCACUAUGUCUACAGAGAAGCUCAUCGUGUUGCAGCCGGAUUUAAAAAUUAGCGCAUGUAUUCAAGGGGUGUUUUAUGUAAUUCUUAAUAAGUUGUAAAUUGUACCCCUGAGAGAAGGGUACCUAGCAUUUAGCAAGCAUUCAUUUUUGAGCAAAACAAAUUGUACUUGAAUUUAUAUGAACUUACAGUUCCUUAAGACACAGAAUGUUUUAAGGUGAAAUAAUAUGGUUUAACUUAUUUAGAA
Beta vulgaris subsp. vulgaris (sugar beet) is the source of this 3810-nucleotide messenger RNA. Its product is annotated as peroxisomal ATPase PEX6. Gene Ontology annotation, molecular function: ATP binding; ATP hydrolysis activity. The record is from RefSeq and is a predicted model, not a curated record. Lineage: Eukaryota; Viridiplantae; Streptophyta; Magnoliopsida; Caryophyllales; Amaranthaceae. The transcript has 17 exons. Bases 126 to 3029 code for a protein of 967 amino acids. Gene Ontology annotation, cellular component: peroxisomal membrane; cytosol. Gene Ontology annotation, biological process: protein import into peroxisome matrix.